CCGGCUGCCCCGCGGCCCCGCCGCCCCGCCGGCCCCGCGGCAUGGCCGGGCCCCGCGCCGCGGCACCGCCUCCCGCCGGAUGCGCCCGCUAGGCCCGCCCCGGCACGGCCCCGGCGCGGAGCGGAGCGGCCCGGCCAUGGCGCGCUCGCUCAACUCCAUCGUGGCCGUCAGCCAGAACAUGGGCAUCGGCAAGGACGGGCGGCUACCCUGGCCGCCGCUCAGGAAUGAGUACAAGUACUUCCAGAGAAUGACGAGCACCGCCCGUGUGGAAGGUAAACAGAAUGCAGUGAUAAUGGGUAAAAAAACGUGGUUCUCCAUCCCUGAGAAGAACCGUCCUUUAAAAGACAGGAUUAAUAUUGUGCUUAGCAGGGAGCUCAAGGAAGCCCCAAAAGGAGCACAUUAUCUUUCCAAAAGUCUGGAUGAUGCUCUAGCUCUUUUGGAUUCACCGGAGCUGAAAAGUAAAGUAGACAUGGUUUGGAUCGUGGGAGGCACUUCAGUGUACAAGGCAGCAAUGGAGAAGCCAAUUCAUCAUCGAUUGUUUGUGACAAGAAUCUUGAAAGAGUUUGAAAGUGACACAUUUUUUCCAGAAAUUGACCAUAAAGACUACAAGCUUCUAACAGAGUACCCAGGUGUCCCUGCUGAUAUCCAAGAAGAGAAUGGGAUCCAGUACAAAUUUGAAGUGUAUGAAAAAACUGUCAUGGCACAAUAAGGGAGGCAUUUUGUACUUCUGUGUAAGGGCAGUGGAGCAGCUGACCUGGCUGAUUGCCAGGAUCCCCAAGACACAGGAAAGGCCCGAGUGUGGCUGAUGACACUUGGGCCCCACAGGUGUGCCUCGACUGCCAGGUGCCAGGCCAGGGCUUUCAGCUCGGAGACUGCCUUCCCAAAGCAGGCUCCUGGGCUCCAGGCUGCAGUCCAGCACUGGGCUUCCUGCAACUUGCUGGCAGCUGACAUCCAGAAAACUAAAUUUGUCAUUUUCCUGCCUACCUGCCCAUAUUUGGGCGCAGUUAAUCCAGAAUCAUCCACCUGGGGCCAUGCUGUGAUCUCAGAAAUGCCCGUCAGGUUGUGGCCUUGAUGAGCAGCACCUCAGGGGCUGAGCUCCUCCAGAGCUACCAGAGACACUGCCUGCUCCCAGGAUCUGGUGCUGGCUGAUGAGCAAGUGCAAGUGGAUGAACAUUUUCCUUGUGGAACAUUCCGAGAAAGUUGCCGAGCAGAAUUGCAAUCUGAACGGGACGUUGCUGUGACUAACACUGUGAACCUACAAA
Messenger RNA from Zonotrichia leucophrys gambelii, 1262 nucleotides. RefSeq names its product dihydrofolate reductase (gene DHFR). The transcript has 7 exons. Bases 80 to 709 code for a protein of 209 amino acids. Gene Ontology annotation, molecular function: dihydrofolate reductase activity; NADP binding. The record is from RefSeq and is a predicted model, not a curated record. Gene Ontology annotation, biological process: dihydrofolate metabolic process; glycine biosynthetic process; folic acid metabolic process. Lineage: Eukaryota; Metazoa; Chordata; Aves; Passeriformes; Passerellidae. Gene Ontology annotation, cellular component: mitochondrion.